UUGGGCCUGGCGGGUGAACCGAGGCUCCGGGCGGCUGGGCGGCGUCCGGAGAGCUGCUGGGCCAGAGCGCCCAGGGUUCACACCACACUCCAGGAGGUGCCCGGGAUAGUGGGUCAGCUGGCGAGACCUGCAGGCCAGGACCAUGGGCUGCUUCUUCUCUAAGAGGAGUAAGGCUGAAAAGGAGUCACGCACCGAGAGCGAGGAGGAGCAGCCCAAGCAGUACAGCUGGGACCAGCGAGAAAAGGUUGAUCCAAAAGACUAUAUGUUCAGUGGACUGAAAGAUGAAACAGUAGGUCGCUUACCUGGGAAAGUGGCAGGACAGCAGUUUCUUAUUCAAGACUGUGAGAACUGUAACAUCUACAUUUUUGAUCACUCUGCUACAAUUACCAUCGAUGACUGUACUAACUGUGUAAUUUUUCUGGGACCUGUGAAAGGCAGUGUAUUUUUCCGGAAUUGUAGAGAUUGCAAGUGCACAUUAGCCUGUCAACAAUUUCGUGUGCGGGAUUGUAGAAAGCUGGAAGUCUUUUUGUGCUGUGCCACUCAACCCAUUAUCGAGUCUUCUACCAAUAUCAAGUUUGGCUGUUUUCAGUGGUACUACCCUGAAUUAGCUUUCCAGUUCAAAGAUGCAGGGCUAAGUAUUUUCAAUAAUACGUGGAGUAACAUUCAUGACUUUACACCUGUAUCAGGAGAACUCAACUGGAGCCUUCUUCCAGAAGAUGCUGUGGUUCAGGACUAUGUUCCUUUACCUACUACUGAAGAGCUCAAAGCUGUUCGUGUUUCCACAGAAGCCAAUAAAAGUAUCGUUCCAAUAUCCCGGGGUCAGAGACAGAAGAGCAGUGAUGAAUCAUGCUUAGUGGUAUUAUUUGCUGGUGAUUAUACUAUUGCAAAUGCCAGGAAACUAAUCGAUGAGAUGGUUGGUAAACACUUUUUCCUAGUUCAGACAAAAGAAGUGUCCAUGAAAGCUGAGGAUGCUCAAAGGGUUUUUCGGGAAAAAGCACCUGACUUCCUUCCUCUUCUGAACAAAGGUCCUGUGAUUGCUUUGGAAUUUAAUGGAGAUGGUGCUGUAGAAGGAUGUCAACGUAUUGUAAACGAGAUAUUCAAUGGGACCAAGAUGUUUGUAUCAGAAAGCAAGGAAAAAGCAUCUGGAGAUGUAGACAGCUUCUACAACUUUGCGGAUAUACAAAUGGGAAUAUGAAAUGCAAUGUGGAACCAAGGACUUGGUAUUAAGCCUUUUCCAACUUCUGUAUAUAGAGUUUGAUAAUAAGCUUUUGUGUAUUAGCAGUGAUUUUUUACUAAUGCUGAAAUUGUUAAAGGUUAUUUUUAAUAACAUGUUGAAUAUAGCAUCAUUUACUUGAGGUUCAAAAUAGUUCAUUUAAAUUAAGUAGUUUUAAUCAGCUUAAAAACUAUUUAACCUACUUCAAUGAGCUUGUGGUUUUGUUCUGCAACUCUUAUUAGAAAAUAUAAGUGGCUAUCAGUUCAUGAUUUUAAUCCUAAUUAAAUGUUCUUUCAAAUCUCUAAUAAUUUAAACUUUCCAACUUUCCUCAGUGCUCCAUGAUACUUGUUGGAGAAUAAAUUUCAUUGCUUAUUUUUUUAAAUUUAGAAGUAUUUGUUACUAGUUGAUAAAUUAGAAUGAACAUAUACACAUUUUUUCAUGUAUACAUAUCCAGUUAAAUAAUUGCCUCCUAGUUGCAUUAUAUGGCUAGUGACAUUUUGUACAUGGAACUGAUAUAAUACUUUGUAAACUGAGUUUUUUAAAGAAAUAAGCAUUUGAAAGCUGGGAAUAAUGGUGUGUGCAUGUAGUCCCAGCUAUGUGGGAAGUGAAGGCAGGAGGAUCACUUGAGCUCAGGAGUAAGUCCAGCCUGGGCAACAUAGUGAGAUCUCUAUCUCAAAAGAAAAAGAAGAAGAAAUAGGCAUUUGAUAACCAGCUUUGCAAAUAACUCUACUAACUGAUGUUGGUACAGCUAUUUAAAGACUACUUUAUAAGUAGUAUAACUAUUUGAAUAAAUUCCACUUUGUUUAGUUUUUUAAUACAACUGCUAGGUGACUCAUACUUCUUGGUAAGAAAAAGUAUAUGCAACACUAAAACUAUAGAGGCCCAAUCGCCAGCAGUUUUUACAAAGGUAAUUGCUGUUUGAUCAGCUCUUGUGGGCUAUCAAGAUAAUUCGAACAUAACCUUGUGACUUUUAGGCAAGAAAUACUUAGGCAUGAUGAUAAGCUAUGCAGAUUAUGGAAAAGCUUGAAACAUUUGAUUUUCAUUAGAUUUGCCAUUUAUGUCAAGUAAUGGUCAAUACAAUAAAAUCAUUUUGGUUGUGUCAGAGCAUUAUUUCUCAAAUCCAUCUGACCAUAGUAAUUUGCCAGGAUGCAAGGGAAAUCUACUUGUUUGGAAAUUCACACUCUUAGACCCAAUCCUCAGAUGCACAGGUUCAGUCAGGGGAAACUUAAGGAAUAUGAUUUGAUCUACAGUAAUUAGUUCAGAAGGUAUUGAUAGGUUGAUCUUGUAAGAAGGUACUGAACCUACCAUCCACAACUCAUAUAGCAGCUAAUAAGAAAACAGCUUUUGUGGCACUGUUUUUAAAAAGAAUCUGAAAUUUAAUUCUAUUUUGAUAAAACUAAGACCAAAAAUGGCCACUUGUAAAAAUUACUUUUAUGAUUGUUACUGAAAAUGUAUUUUCAUGUUUCAAACAUUUUUGGAUAUUUUCAGGCUAAUACUACAUGGAAUUGUUUGUUAACAUGCAGAAAUAAUACAUUAAAAAACUUUUCACUUUAAAUUAGUAUGUAAUAUUAAGCACCCACACUGUGCCUGGUCUCGUGCUAACUAUUAGUGCUGCAUCAUUUAAUUUAUUUCUAUAAAAUCAUUUAAUUUCUAUUCUAUAAAAUCAAUGAUUUCAUAAGGCAUAAACAAAAAUUGGUGACAUGUUUAAUGUAAUUUGGAUCAUAAUUUACCAAUGAUCUUUGCAAAUAGUGGUCAAGAGGGCAUUAACUUUUCUCUUACUUAAGCUAAAUUAACUACAUUCCUUCCUGUCAUAAUUAUAUUAUUAAGUACUAUUAUUCAUAUUUAAAAUAAUCAUGAUACUUUUUUCAAACCUAAAAUAAAUGUUAUACAAAACUAUGAACUGAGUUCUUUUAUCUAUCAUAUUUUAGCAAAAACUCAGGAAUAUAACACAUAAGGGAGACGUUGAUUUAAGAUUUUCCACUAAACUGAGUAUCUGUUAACCAAAGUUAAUUUUCCAUUCUUCAGUUGGAUAAGAGCUUUUAGCCAAGUUUAAUUUGUCUUUAAAGACAGUCAUUUGGAUUCUGAAUGUUUGAAAGGAUUUUUACAAAUAAGUAGUGUUAUGAUAGUUGUUUCUAUAAUUCUAAACUUUGAUAGUAAUCAGUGUACUAAAUUUUGUUUCUGAAUACAUUCUGAAUUCAUAAAAAAUUAUUAGCAGUGAAAGUAAUUUUAUUGAGUUGUACAUGUUUACACAUAUUAGUUUAUUUCUCUUGUGUUAAAAGUACUGCUGUUUUUGUUUUGCUUCUGUAUAUUUGUGUGUAGCUGUUAUAUGUAAUUUAUCUAGUGUUUAUAAAAUGUGAUUU
Messenger RNA from Sciurus carolinensis (gray squirrel), 3573 nucleotides. RefSeq names its product protein XRP2. The record is from RefSeq and is a predicted model, not a curated record. Bases 143 to 1195 code for a protein of 350 amino acids. The transcript has a single exon. Gene Ontology annotation, biological process: post-Golgi vesicle-mediated transport. Gene Ontology annotation, cellular component: periciliary membrane compartment; cilium. Gene Ontology annotation, molecular function: GTPase activator activity. Lineage: Eukaryota; Metazoa; Chordata; Mammalia; Rodentia; Sciuridae.